UGUUUUUUUGUUUUUGUUUUUGUUUUUUUUUUUUCAAUCUCAUUUUCACUUCCUGUUAAUGGGAGGAAUUUUUAUUUGUAAUAUAAAUUCACAAGUGAGAACAUUAUGUUGUGAUCCAUCAGCAUUGCUGAAAUGGUUCUGUUUUCAAUAAGAAUGUUGUGUUGCUAUUCUUGCUGUUGGAGAAUGGUUAUGGAUUUGUGCGAUCAGUGCUGAGUUUUAUAGUUCAUCUUUUUAAACUAAAGUGAUCAUUAGUUAGAAAUAGAAGACAAAGUUGUGUUUCCCUUGUUGGAUAAUCAAGUUUAAUUAUACGUUAGCAAAUAGCAAUUAGCAAUGCCUGCCUGAUGGUUGAGGUGUGUGUCUCAUGGCAAGCACAAUUUUUUUUUUCCCCUGUUGGUUUGUUUUUAUGUUUUGUUUCAUUUGCUAAUUGUUGUUGAUGUUAUGCUGAAGGAAAUGUUUUGCUGUUUAUAAUGAUAUAAUGUGCUUCCAUGUUUUCCAAGGAAGUGACCUCGUGUUCUGAUAAAAUUGUAGACUGGAAUUGGAUUGGAUAAGCUUCAGUUAUUGCUCUGAAAUUUUUUGAAGACUCUCUGGUUUGGUUGUUUGAUAAUGGAGAGUUUAGCACAAUUAGAGGCAUUGUGUGAGAGGCUAUACACUUCCCAGGACUCAUCUGAACGAGCGCAUGUUGAGAAUACUCUUAAAUGCUUUUCUGCAAAUAUUGAUUACAUUUCGCAAUGCCAGUUUAUUCUGGAUAAUGCAUUGACUCCUUAUGCACUGAUGCUGGCUAGUUCAAGCCUCUUGAAGCAAGUCUCUGCGCAUAGUCUUUCCUUGCAGCUCCGCCUAGAUCUCUGGAACUAUCUCAUAAACUAUCUGGCAAGCAGAGGUCCUAAAUUGCAGCCUUUUGUGAUUGGAUCUCUUAUUCAACUCUUAUGCCGAAUUACCAAGUUUGGGUGGUUUGAUGAUGAUAGAUUUAGAGAACUGGUUACAGAAUCAAUUAAAUUUAUGACUCAGGCAACAUCUGAUCAUUAUGCCAUUGGUCUAAAGAUCUUGAAUCAGCUGGUUUGUGAGAUGAAUCAGCCAAACCCGGGGUUGCCUUCAACUCAUCAUCGGAAGGUGGCAUUCUCCUUCCGGGAUCAGUCUCUUUUGCAAGUUUUCCGGAUAUCUAUAACUUCCUUGCAUCAGCUAAAAAAUGAUGGUAAUGUGCUGAUAGUUUUUGUCAUUUUGAUUUUUGUUGAUACUCACUAUGUGAUCCACAUAUGGUGGUUGCAUGCCCAAACUGCAGCUAUCAGUCGAUUGCAGGAAUUGGCACUAUCACUUUCCAUGAAGUGUUUGUCUUUUGAUUUUAUUGGAACAUCUAUAGAUGAAAGUUCUGACGAGUUUGGUACUCUUCAGGUUUCAUCUUCUUGGAAGUCGAUCUUAGAGGAACCCAAUACUCUGCAGAUCUUUUUUGAUUACUAUGCUCUUGCGAAGGCCCCUCUUUCCAAGGAGGCGCUGGAGUGUCUGGUACGGCUGGCUUCUAUAAGACGCUCUGUUUUCACAGAUGAUGAUGCACGCUCAAAGUUCUUGGCCCAUCUUAUGACAGGAACCAAAGAUAUUCUACGAUCUGGUAUAGGUCUCAGUGAUCAUGAUAAUUACCAUGAAUUUUGUCGUCUUCUUGGACGAUUCAGAAUAAACUAUCAGUUAUCAGAACUUGUGAAUGUGGAAGGAUAUGGUGAAUGGAUACGGUUGGUGGCAGAAUUCACAUUUAAGUCAUUACAGUCUUGGCAGUGGGCUAGCAGCAGCGUAUAUUACCUAUUGGGACUAUGGUCUAGGUUGGUAAGUUCUGUACCAUACCUGAAGGGUGAUGCGCCAAGCUUGCUUGAUGAAUUUGUUCCAAAAAUCACUGAAGGAUUUAUCACAUCAAGGUUUGAUUCUGUGGAGGCCAGUCUUCCUGAUGACCUAUCAGAGAACUUGUUGGACAACACUGAGCUUCUUCAAGAUCAUCUUGAUUGCUUUCCACAACUUUGUAGGUUUCAGUAUGACAGAUGCAGCCUGUUUAUAAUAAAUAUCAUGGAGCCUAUACUGCAGGCAUACACGGAAAGAGCACAGCUUCAGAAUGGUAGUAGUAACUUUGAGCUGUCUGUUAUUGAAGACAAGCUUGCUUGGGUUGUUCAUAUAAUUUCUGCUGUCUUAAAGAUAAGACAGUGUGUCGGUUUCAGCAGCACAGAUUCCCAAGAAGUGAUUGAUGCAGAACUCUCAGCUCGUGUUAUUCGUUUAGUAAAUGUGACAGAUAGUGGAUUACAUAGUCAGAGAUAUGGUGAAGCAAGCAAGCAGAGGCUUGAUAAGGCAAUUCUUACCUUUUUUCAGCACUUCAGAAAGUCUUAUGUAGGUGAUCAGGCUAUGCAUUCUUCAAAGCAGUUGUAUGUCCGAUUGUCUGAGCUUCUUGGACUUCAUGAUCAUCUUUUGUUAUUGGAUUUCUUUGUCCGGAAAGUUGCAACAAACCUCAGGUGUUAUACAGAGAGUGAAGAACUCAUUGAUCAUACAUUGAAUCUUUUUCUGGAGCUGGCAUCUGGUUACAUGACUCAGAAGCUACUUCUCAAGUUGGAUACUGUUAAGUUUAUAAUUGCGCAUCAUACGAAAGAACACUUCCCAUUUCUAGAAAAGCAUGUAUGCUCUCGAACUAGAACAACCUUUUACUACGCUAUUGGAUGGCUGAUCUUUGUGGAGGAUAGUUCUGCAAAAUUCAAAUUAUCAAUGGAUCCUCUUCGCCAGGUUUUUCUCACUUUGGAAUCAGUACCGGACACAAUGUUUCGAACUGAUACAGUGAAGCAUGCGCUAAUCGGACUCGUGAGGGAUCUUCGUGGGAUUGUGAUGGCUACUCAUAAUCGAAGGACUUUUGGACUACUUUUUGACUGGAUAUAUCCUGCCCACAUGCCAGUACUUUUAAAGGGCAUCUCACACUGGGCUGAUACUCCAGAGGUCACAACGCCAUUGUUGAAAUUUAUGGCAGAGUUUGUGUUAAACAAAGCUCAGCGUUUAACCUUUGAUUCAUCUUCCCCAAAUGGCAUACUUCUUUUUAGGGAAGUUAGUAAAUUGCUUGUUGCCUAUGGAUCAAGAAUCUUGUCAAUUCCAAAUCCUACUGAUAUUUAUGCCUACAAAUACAAGGGAAUAUGGAUUUCUUUAACCAUCCUUUCAAGAGCUCUUGGCGGGAAUUAUGUGAACUUCGGUGUGUUUGAACUCUAUGGAGAUAGAGCACUUGCAGAUGUACUUGACAUCACCCUGAAAAUGACACUGUCAAUUCCUCUGGCUGAUAUUUUUGCUUAUAGGAAGCUGACAAGGGCAUACUUUGCCUUUUUGGAAGUCCUAUUCAACAGCCACAUAGUUUUUGUACUGAACCUUGAUACAAAAACAUUUCUGUUUAUGGUUGGUUCGCUGGAAUCUGGUCUGAAAGCUCUGGAUGCUGGUAUAUCCACUCAGUGUGCAUCUGCAAUUGAUAAUCUCGCUUCAUUCUACUUCAACAACAUCACAAUUGGGGAAUCACCCACUUCACCUGCUGCUGUUCGUCUCGCUGGACAUAUUGCAGAAUCUCAAAAUUUGUUUCCUCAAAUGCUAAAAACAUUAUUUGAGAUUGUUCUUUUUGAGGACAAUGGCAACCAGUGGAACCUCAGCAGACCAAUGCUUGGGUUGAUACUUAUUAGCCAACAGAUAUACAGUGAUUUAAAAGCACAGAUUCUGGCUUCUCAGCCAAUUGGUCAGCACCAGCGCCUCUCCAUGUGUUUUGACAAGUUAAUGACGGAUGUCACCAAUAGCUUGGAUUCAAAAAACCGCGACAAAUUCACCCAGAACCUGACAACAUUCAGGCAGGAAUUUCGGGUAAAAUAGCUUCAUAGCUUUCUCGUGGGGAUACUGUGCACAUUACAUUGCUGGGAGAUUAUUUGAAUCCUUUUUCUAGAGGUCAAAUUUGUGCUGGUAGAACUGUACAGCUAUUGUUGUGUUCUUAAAAGAUGAAAAUGUGAUAUUUGAAUUGUAGAUUAAUAGCACAACUCAAAUAGCUUUAUUCUGGCUGGCUUGUAAUGCCAAAUGUAAAUACUAUUAUUAAUUUAUUUGAUGGUAUACCGCAAAAUAGAAAUUUUAAUUAGAUUUA
Molecule: messenger RNA, 4117 nt
Organism: Ipomoea nil (Japanese morning glory)
Lineage: Eukaryota; Viridiplantae; Streptophyta; Magnoliopsida; Solanales; Convolvulaceae
Product: exportin-7-like
Exons: 27
Coding region: 604-3855 (1083 amino acids)
Biological process (GO): protein export from nucleus
Cellular component (GO): nuclear pore; cytoplasm
Molecular function (GO): nuclear export signal receptor activity; small GTPase binding
Source: RefSeq, a predicted model, not a curated record